Messenger RNA from Argiope bruennichi, 1734 nucleotides. RefSeq names its product F-box only protein 43-like. NCBI's taxonomy places the organism in Eukaryota, Metazoa, Arthropoda, Arachnida, Araneae, Araneidae. The transcript has 4 exons. Bases 94 to 1260 code for a protein of 388 amino acids. Gene Ontology annotation, biological process: negative regulation of meiotic nuclear division; regulation of mitotic nuclear division. Gene Ontology annotation, molecular function: protein binding. Gene Ontology annotation, cellular component: nucleus. The record is from RefSeq and is a predicted model, not a curated record.
GUGGGAAUUUUGAAGAUAUGAAAUUGUUCGCGGGUUGAUAUUUCGCGGGGUGGGGAAUGUAUUGUUUUUAAAAGUUUUAUACAAAAAGACGACAUGAUUUCAACGCCUAUGAAACAAGGUUUUUUACCUUCCAGUACACCUGUGCAAGCACUGAAUGACAGUGGUUAUUUUGGAAGUGAUAACAAAUCAUCAUUGACAAAAACUGUGCAUAAGUUAUCUCCUAUUAAAGAAUCUUCACCUUUUAAAAAGAGAGCAAAUGAUUUUUCUGAAUUGUUAAGCCUUGAUUGUUCGGAUAUUUCUACUAAAGAAGACUGUGCUUCCACUUCUAAUUUAAAAGAUUUUCAAUUUCACUUUGAUGAACUUAUAAAAGAAAUUGAUUUUAAUGACAUAUCUCUAAGCUCCUGUAAUUCAUUUGUUGAGAAUUCUAAGAAUGCUGAAAUUCUAAAUCAAAAUUCAUUUCCUUCAUUCUUAAUACAUGAUCUAGAAGAUAAGAUUAUUUCAACUAAUGAGAGAGCAACACAAUAUUUGCAGCAGGACAAAGAUAUCAGUUUGCAUUUAAGUGUAGUAGGCAACCAAAAUAAUAAAGAACAAUGUUACUCCGAUAAAGAUUCCACAAACCACAUUAAUUCUGAUAUUUCUCAGAAAUGUGAUGAUACAUUGCGUAGAAUAAAAUAUAUAAAGAUAGAUAUUCUAAGAGAACUAGAUAAAAUUAAUUGCAUUUCAACCUUGAAGCAUAUAUUUACUUUUCUCUCAGCAGCUGAUCUUACCAAAGUAUGUUGUGUGAGUAAAAAGUGGAGAGAAAUAGUAAUUAAUGAUUUUAAAGCAAAUUCUAGAAGAAAGAAAUUUCUGAAAGAAAAACAAGAUCAUAAGGAAAACCAUCAGCAUCUCACUACAAUAUUGAAGACUAAUCAUAAAGGAGAAACAAGGCGUCCUGUCUCAUUGUAUAAAACAGUGCUUUCUGAUAUAAAUAAUAUCAAAACACCACCUAAACAGCCUCUAGCAAACCAAUCAAAUAGAAAGUUUGAUUCUUUCAUUGAGCAAGGGAAAAACCUGAAGAAUGGAAUAUUGAGAAAGUGCCCUAAAUGUGAAUAUGCAGCUAAAAGUCAAAUCACUGAUAAAUUUUCUUGUACAAACUGUGAUUAUGCUUUUUGUGGAAAUUGUCUUAAUCCUUUGAAUGGGAGAAAUCAUAGCUGUUCAAAACAAACUGUGUCAAUAAUAAUUGGUAGCAAGAAAAGUAAGAAAAACCUGAAACGUCUGUGAAAGCUUUUUGCGCUUUCUGUUUGCCGUUACAACACAAAUACAUAUCAUCAAAUUGUUCAAUGAGUUCUAGUCAGAAUGUAAAACAAACAUUUUGAAUAGUGCAGGUAUAAAAGUGUCCUUCUCAUGUUUUAAAAUAGUUAAAGCAAAAAAUGUAUAUACUUUUUAGAAUGUAUAUAACACUUGUUUACAUUUUACAACUGCAUAUUUCUGCAUUGAAUGUUUUAUUGAUUAUUUGCAAAAUGUGUUUUUAUAUUAUAAAUCUAAAGUUAAUUAAAUUUUUUUCACACAAAAUUAACAUUUUUUAGGAAGUAAAUACAAUUUGUAAAAGAUUGUAACCAAACCAAUAACUGGAAUGAUUUGGUGAUAUGAUUAAAAAGGUUAAUCAGUGUGGUGUGGCCUUUUUUUAAAAAAAAGUUUAAUUUGUAAGAAAUAAAUAAAAAUUUAAAACAUUUAAAAAUAUUGCUGGUUUUUGCA